CUCUCCCGAGAACCCCAAAUGCCCUCCUCCCGAAGUAUGGGUGCUCUUCCCCUGCCCCAGGUCGCUUGCUAGGGUACCCUGUACCAAAACUAGCGUAUCCAGGUGCAGACCGUGUAGCCACCGUAAGAGGUAGAGCCACCUGGACACCUGGGUCCUGGCGAGGCCCAACUGGCUUUAGACCCGCGCUCUGCCCCUCCGCGCGUGGGACGCCGCACCUGCGAUUUUCUGGCGAUCCUGGAGGCCCAGAAGCGGAGCGUGACUCCUCCCCGUCAUCCGUUGGUCCCCGCCAGGCGGCGCAGUUUGCUGAGUCCGGAUUCCCCUGCGGCUGGGAGCCCUGGACACCCAGGGUGCUGAAACAGGCCCGAGAGAGGCGCUGAACAGGCCUGUGAGAGAACAGUCUGCCACUCGGAAUGAGUUUUCCUCGUGGAGAUGCAGAAGGCCUCGGUGCUGCUCUUCCUGGUCUGGGUCUGUUUCCUUUUCUACGCUGGCAUUACCCUCUUCACUACUGGCUUCCUUCUCACCCGUUUGGAGCUCACCAACCAAAGCAGCUGCCAUGAGCUCCCAGGCCCUGGGUCCCUGCCAUGGGGGAGCCAAGGGAAGCCUGGGGCCUGCUGGAUGGCUUCUCGGUUCUCUCGGGUUGUGUUGGUGCUGAUAGAUGCUCUGCGAUUUGACUUUGCUCAGCCCCAGCGCUCACACGUGCCUGGGGAGCAUCCUGCCUUCUUGCCCUUCCUGGGCAAACUAGGCACCUUGCAGAGGAUCCUGGAGAUUAAGCCUCAUCAUGCCCGACUAUACCGAUCUCAGGUUGAUCCCCCCACCACCACCAUGCAGCGCCUCAAGGCCCUCACCACUGGCUCACUACCUACCUUUAUUGAUGCUGGCAGUAACUUCGCCAGUCAUGCCAUAGUGGAAGACAAUCUUAUUAAGCAGCUCACCAGUGCAGGAAGGCGUAUAGUCUUCAUGGGAGAUGAUACCUGGAAAGACCUUUUUCCUGGAGCUUUUUCCCAAGCUUUCUUCUUUUCAUCCUUCAAUGUUAGAGACCUACACACAGUGGACAAUGGCAUCUUGGAACACCUCUAUCCCACCAUGGACAGUGGUGAAUGGGACGUGCUGAUUGCUCACUUCCUGGGUGUGGAUCAUUGUGGCCACAAGCAUGGCCCUCACCACCCUGAAAUGGCCAAGAAACUUAGCCAGAUGGACCAGGUUAUCCAGGGACUUGUGGAGCGUCUGGACAAUGACACACUGCUGGUGGUGGCUGGGGACCACGGGAUGACCAUGAAUGGGGACCAUGGAGGGGACAGUGAGCCAGAGGUCUCAGCUGCACUCUUUGUGUACAGCCCCACAGCUCUGUUCCCCAGCACCCCACCAGAGGAGCCAGAGGUGAUUCCUCAAGUCAGUCUCGUGCCCACACUGGCCCUGCUCCUAGGCCUGCCCAUCCCAUUUGGGAACAUUGGAGAGGUGAUAGCUGAGCUAUUCUCGGGUGGCAAGGACCCCCUGCCUCAUUCCUCUGCUCUAGCCCAAGCCACAGCUCUCCAUCUCAAUGCCCAGCAGGUGUCCCGAUUUCUUCACACCUACUCAGCUGUUACUCAGGACCUCCAAGUUAAGGAGCUUCAUCAGCUGCAGAAUCUCUUCUCCAAGGCCUCUGCUGACUACCAAUGGCUUCGGCAGAGCCCCCAGGGGGCUGAGGCAACAUUGCAGACUGUAAUUGCUGAGCUGCAGCAGUUCCUGCGUGGAGCUCGGGCCAUAUGCAUUGAGUCUUGGGCCCGUUUCUCUUUAGUCCGCAUGACGUGGGGUGCUGCCCUCUUGGCUGCUUCCUGCUUACUCUGCCUGCUCUCAUCCCAGUGGGCAACAUCCCCGGGCUUCCCCUUCCGCCCUCUGUUGCUGAUUCCUGUAGCCUGGGGCCUUUCUGGUGCCAUACUGUAUGCUGGACUCUUGGCAACUAAUGGGCUGCAGCUGGAUCCAGUGAUUCUAGGGUCUGUGAUUGCAACAGGCUCACUCCUCCCUUUUCUGUGGAAAGCCUGGGCUGGUUGGGGGUCCAAGAAGCCCCUGGCAAUCCUACUUCCCAUUCCUGGGCCUGUCCUAUUACUCCUGCUUAUUCGCUUGGCUGCCUUCUUCUCUGAUAGUUUUGUUAUUGCUGAGGCCAGAGCCACCCCCUUCCUUUUAGGCUCACUCAUAUUUUUCCUGGUUGCCAGGCUUCACUGGGAGGGCCAGCUGCUGCCACCUAAGCUGUUCACAAUGUCCCGCCUUGGCUCUUCUGCCCCAACAGGCCCUCCACGGCACAGUGGUGCAUAUGCCCUAAGGCUUGGAGUUGGGUUGCUUUUAUGUACAAGGCUAGCUGGGCUUUUUCAUCGCUGCCCUGAAGAGACACCUGCUUGCCACUCCUCUCCUUGGCUGAGUCCUCUGGCAUCCAUGGUGGGUGGUCGAGCCAAGAAUUUGUGGUACGGAGCUUGUGUGGGGGCACUGGUGGCUCUAUUAGUUGCUGUGCGCCUAUGGCUUCAACGCUAUGGAAAUCUCAAGAGCCCAGAGCCCCCUGUGCUCUUUGUGCGCUGGGGGCUGCCUCUCAUGGCACUGGGCACUGCUGCCUACUGGGCAUUAGCAUCAGGAGCAGAUGAAGCACCUCCACGUCUCCGGGCCCUGGUUGCUGGGGCAUCAGUUGUGCUGCCUCGGACUGUGGUAGGGCUGGCUGCUUCAGGGCUAGUGCUGCUGCUCUGGAGGCCUGUAGCAGUACUGGUGAAGGUUGGAGCUGGUGCCUCAAGGACCAGGACUGUCCUCACUCCCUUCUCAGGACCCCCCACUUCUCAGGCUGAUCUGGAUUAUGUGGUCCCUCAAAUCUACCGACACAUGCAGGAGGAGUUCCGGGGCCGGCUAGAGAGGACCAAAUCUCAGGGUCCCUUGACUGUGUCUGCCUAUCAGUUGGGGAGUGUCUACUCAGCCGCUAUGGUCACAGCCCUCACCCUGUUGGCCUUCCCACUUCUGCUGUUGCAUGCAGAGCGCAUCAGCCUUGUGUUCCUGCUUCUGUUUCUGCAGAGCUUCCUUCUCCUGCAUCUGCUUGCUGCUGGGAUUCCUAUCACCACGCCUGGUCCUUUUAUUGUGCCAUGGCAGGCAGUCUCAGCUUGGGCCCUCAUGGCCACACAGACCUUCUACUCCACAGGCCACCAGCCUGUCUUUCCAGCCAUCCAUUGGCACGCAGCCUUUGUAGGAUUCCCAGAAGGUCAUGGUUCCUCUACUUGGCUGCCUGCUUUGCUAGUGGGAGCCAACACCUUUGCCUCCCACCUCCUCUUUGCAGUAGGUUGCCCACUGCUCUUACUCUGGCCCUUCCUGUGUGAGAGUCAAGGACCAAGGAAAGGGCGACAGCCCCUAGGGAGUGAAGCUGAGGCCAGAGUCAGGUCUGAAGAGGAGGAGAAGGAACCACUGAUGGAGAUGCGGCUCCGGGAUGCACCUCACCACUUCAAUGCAGCACUGCUGCAGCUGGGCCUCAAGUACCUCUUUGUACUUGGCAUUCAGAUUCUGGCCUGUGCUUUGGCAGCCUUCAUCCUCCGCAGGCAUCUUAUGGUCUGGAAGGUGUUUGCCCCCAAGUUCAUUUUCGAGGCCAUAGGCUUCAUUGUGAGCAGCGUGGGACUUCUCCUGGGCAUAGCUUUGGUGAUGCGAGUGGAUGGUGCUGUGAGCUCCUGGUUCAGAAAACUAGUUUUGAUUCAACAGAGGUAGCCCAGGCUGUGGAGGCAGGUACCUGGCUAUGGAGACAGCUGGAGAAUAAUCCAGCCUGGCCUAUACAGGUGCUGGAUGACCUGCAAGGGAGCUUCUUACCACCAAGCAGCCAGGGGCUGCUGGCUCUGGAACUUUGUUAUUUUAUAAUUCAGUAUCACAGUGGAGCCUGAUCCCUAACUCCUGAUUUGGAUGAAUCUAAUGAACUACAGGGAUGGUCUCUAAAGUGGAAUAAAAUAAUAAUGUAAAUAUGUGUGUCUGAGAUGUGGAGGAGCCCUAGUAGGGAAGGUCAGUUUCCUCUCCCACAAGGCACAGAUUGGAUCUGCCAUCUUUGACAGGGCUUGCUACACCAAUAGGUUGGAGUUCUCUGAAUUCACUGCCCCCAAAAUCAUUCCUAUUACCACCUGCCAUUUUCUUUUGCAACUCAACAUAUUUUAUUAAAUUCUCUGCUUUUGGCUAAUAAUAGAAGAUUGAAAAGACAAGAUAGGCAUCAUGGAGCAAACAGACUUUUACCGAAGCCCCAGAUAGUGCUGUAUCCUUUCACCCUUUCACUCUAGAAAGUCCUUUGCCCUUUGCUUCUGUGGAAGAUUCUAGUUUCCCAUCCUGUGCUACCCAUCUUAUACAGCAUUCCACCUUGUCCCAUUGAUUAUUCAUGAUUUGAAGCCAAAUGUCUGUUUGUCUCUCUCUGUGUCUCUCUUCUCUUCCUCCCCUGCCCCUAAUCCUGGAAAUUGAACCCAUAGCCUUGUGCAUGAUAACCAAGCGUUCUACCACUUGAACUACAUCCCAAGCCCUUUGUUUUUCUGUUUAGGUUUUAGACUUAAUCUAAGCCAAAAGGCCAAAAAGCAAAAAAAAAAAAAUUUUUAGUGGGAGUGGGGGACAGGCUGG
Messenger RNA from Castor canadensis (American beaver), 4584 nucleotides. It is a transcript of the gene Pigo, whose product is annotated as phosphatidylinositol glycan anchor biosynthesis class O. Gene Ontology annotation, biological process: GPI anchor biosynthetic process. The record is from RefSeq and is a predicted model, not a curated record. Gene Ontology annotation, cellular component: endoplasmic reticulum membrane. Gene Ontology annotation, molecular function: mannose-ethanolamine phosphotransferase activity. NCBI's taxonomy places the organism in Eukaryota, Metazoa, Chordata, Mammalia, Rodentia, Castoridae.